CACCACUUCAGUGAUUCUUUCUCUGCUUCAAUUUUUCUUCUUCUUUUUGUGUUAAGGGAUUUUGGGAUUUAUUUGUUUUGUGAAAGAAGAAGAUGGAACUAGAUCUUUCUCCUAAGUUGGCUAAGAAAGUAUACGGUGGCGAUGGUGGAAGCUACUCUGCUUGGUGCCCCAGUGAACUUCCCAUGCUUCGUGAAGGCAACAUUGGUGCCGCCAAGUUGGCCCUUGGAAAGAACGGCUUUGCCCUUCCUCGGUAUUCGGAUUCUUCUAAGGUUGCGUAUGUUCUCCAAGGGGUUGGUGUAGCUGGAAUUAUUCUCCCCGAAUCCGAGGAGAAAGUGGUCGCAAUCAAGAAGGGUGAUGCCAUUGCACUCCCUUUUGGUGUUAUCACCUGGUGGUAUAACAAGGAUGAUACUGAAUUGGAGGUCCUCUUUAUGGGAGAUACCUCUAAAGGCCACAAGGCAGGCCAGUUCACUGAUUUCUUUUUGACUGGCACUAAUGGCAUCUUCACUGGUUUUACAACCGAUUUUGUUAAAAGAGCAUGGGAUGUAGAUGAUGACACUGCUAAGGCCCUCAUCGGAAACCAGCAAGGUCAAGGUAUCGUCAAGCUUGAUGCCAAGGUUAAGAUGCCUGAACCGAAGCCUGAUCAUCGAAAAGGGAUGGCCUUGAAUUGCGAGGAAGCUCCUUUGGAUACUGAUAUUAAGAAUGCUGGAAACGUUGUACUCUUGACCACAAAAAAUCUUCCUUUGGUUGGUCAGGUGGGGCUUGGUGCUGAUCUGGUUAGGUUGGAAGGUAAUGCAAUGUGCUCUCCUGGAUUCUCUUGUGAUUCAGCUUUGCAGGUAACCUAUAUUGUCAAGGGAAGUGGCCGUCUCCAAGUUGUCGGUGUCAACGGAAAAAGGGUCCUGGAAACCAUUGUGAAACCAGGUAACCUAUUGAUUGUGCCCAGGUUCUUUGUUGUUUCGAAAAUUGCUGAUCCAGAGGGUUUGUCGUGGUUCUCGAUCAUCACCACUCCCAACCCUGUAUUCACUCACUUAGCUGGAAGCAUUGGGGCAUGGAAGGCUAUAUCCCCUGAGCUAUUGCAGGCAGCUUUCAAGGUUCCAGCUGAGACGGAGAAGCUUUUCCGGUCUAAGAGAACCAAUGAUGCCAUCUUCUUCCCACCGUCACAAUGAAGAAACAAAUUUCUUAAGUUGUCUGCUAGUUUCAGUUUUUUGUUUUCCCCCCCAAAAACAUGGUUUCUGGUUUCUACGAUGUUUAGGCCAUAAAGGCUUUUUCUUUCUGUUUAUGCAAGUGAUGUUAAUAUGAAAGAACUAGAAGGUUUUAAGUUUUCAUAAUAUUACAUGCUUUUUCUA
Messenger RNA from Hibiscus syriacus, 1343 nucleotides. RefSeq names its product glutelin type-B 5-like. The coding region runs from base 93 to 1163 and encodes 356 amino acids. Lineage: Eukaryota; Viridiplantae; Streptophyta; Magnoliopsida; Malvales; Malvaceae. The record is from RefSeq and is a predicted model, not a curated record. The transcript has 3 exons. Gene Ontology annotation, molecular function: nutrient reservoir activity.